AUGAUUUCCCGGAUCAGGAGUACAAGUAACCCUGCGAGUGUGCCAAGUAGCCACUCUUCUCCUCCCGCUCUCAUCAUCCCCGUAGCUCCCACAUUCAAUCUACUUAGCGGCCCCGUCGCCGCCCCUAGCGGACCCGUCGCCGCCCCUAGCGGCCCCGUCGCCGCCCCUAGUGGCCCCGUCGCCGCCCUUCGCGGCCCCGACGCCGCCCUUCGCGGCCCCGUCGCCGCCCCUAGCGGCCCCGUCGCCGCUCUUCGCGGCCCUGUCGCCGCCCUUCGCGGCCCCGUUGCCGCCUCUAGCGGCCCCGUCGCCGCCCUUCGCGGCCCCGUCGCCGCCUCUAGCGGCCCCGUCGCCGCCCUUCACGGCCCCUUCACCGCUGAGCCGCCGAGCCGCCAAGCAGCCGAGCCGUCGAGCUACCGAGCCGCCGAGCCGCUGAACCGCCGAGCCGCCGAGCCACCGGGCCGCCGAGGCCGCCGUCGAGCCGCCACUACCGAGCCGCUGCCACCGCGGUUACAGCCCUAUUCCUACCGGCGCGCCCCGGCCCUACCCACACGGACUGGGUCGUGCCUCUCCCUCCUCCCCGUCGUCGCCUCUCCCUCCUCCCCGUCGUCGCCUCUCCCUCCUCCCCGCCAUCGCCUCUCCCUCCUCCCCGUCGUCGCCUCUCCCUCCUCCCCGCCGUCGCCUCUCCCUCCUCCCCGCCGUCGCCGCUCCAUCCUCCCCGCUGUCGCCGCUCCUUCAUCCCCGCCGUCGCCUCUCCCUCCUCCCCGCCGUCCCCUCUCCCUCCACGUGGUUGCCUCUCCCUCCUCCCCGCCGUCGCCGCUCCCUCCUCCCCGCCGUCGCCUCUCCCUCCUCCCCGCCGUCGCCUCCGGCGACAGCGUGGAUUAUAUUCGUGCGUGCAUCUUUGAGGAGGACUUGCGGCGGCGGAGUGUGGAGCGCUCGGCGGAGGGGGCUGGCUAUGGAGCUGGAGGUGGAAAGAGUGGCUUCAAGAAUAAGUGGAAGGGAAAGAACAUGGACAACCCUAAGGAGGAUGGCAGUGGGGGUCAAGGGGAGGUGUGCUUCUACUGCAAGAAGCGAGGACAUCGUUGGCGGAAGUGCUACCAACGACCCAAGGAUUGGAUCCCGCCUUCAUCAAGCAACCAGCGUGGUGGCACGAUGAGUGGGGGAGUCAUGGGAGCUAGUGGAGAGGAGAAGGAUGAGGAGAAAGGCGGCAAAUCUGAGGAGCGGAAGGCCGGGUUCUUCUUCGUGAACGAAGGCGCAACCGACCUCGCUAAGGCUGCCAAGGCAGCAAUGGCGGCAUCUAUGGAGGAGAGCGUCACUGAGGAGGAGUAG
This is a messenger RNA of Closterium sp. NIES-65, 1326 nucleotides long. The record is from the annotation of a GenBank genome assembly. NCBI's taxonomy places the organism in Eukaryota, Viridiplantae, Streptophyta, Zygnematophyceae, Desmidiales, Closteriaceae.